AUGCUGAUUUUAACUUUAAGUGAUGCUCAUAUUCCAGACCGAGCAAUUGAUUUGCCCCUAAAAUUUAAAAAGCUACUUGGCAUUCCAAAUAAGAUAUCGCAAGUAGUACUUCUUGGAAACUGUACCAAAUCAUAUGAAUUUCUGAAAUUUGUGAAUGAGAUAUCUUCAAAUGUGACGUUUGUACGCGGAGAGUUUGAUAAUGAACAAUUGCCUACAACAAGAAAGAAUAUAAACAAGCAGGGUAUACCGAUGGACACCGUUAUCAAGCAAGGAGAUUUCAAAAUUGGUUGCUGUAGUGGCUACACGGUGGUACCCAAGAAUGAUCCACUAUCGCUUCUAGCCCUAGCACGUCAACUCGAUGUCGAUAUCCUACUCUGGGGAGGCACACAUAACGUCGAGGCGUACACUUUGGAAGGGAAGUUCUUCGUCAACCCUGGCAGUUGCACAGGCGCGUUCAAUACAGAUUGGCCCAUUCUUGGUCAAGAGGAGCCUGCAAGGACGAAGGCAAGUCCCUCCCCGAAAGACGGAGGUGACGAACAAGAUAAAUCCAAUGAGCAGACGGGGCGUAAUGAACCCGCAGACAACAGGGAGGAAGACGGUAACAAUUCUUCUGAAAAUGUAGCACAAAGCGAUAGCUUUGCAGACAAAACUAGUGAAGACGGUUCUCAGAAAAAAAAUCAAGACGCAAGUGGAAAAAUCGAUCUGGAGAAAGUUAACGAUGAAGAUGAAGACGAACAUGAGGAUGAAAACGAGGAGCUCGAUAUACCCGAUCUCGAGCUAGAUGGUUCCAAUGACCCUAGCUUCUGCCUUUUCGACAUCCAAGGUAGCACUUGCGCAUUGUAUAUCUACAUAUAUGUCGACGGAGAGGUCAAAGUAGAUAAAGUGGUGUAUAAGAAGAGUAAUUAG
Molecule: messenger RNA, 906 nt
Organism: Zygotorulaspora mrakii
Lineage: Eukaryota; Fungi; Ascomycota; Saccharomycetes; Saccharomycetales; Saccharomycetaceae
Gene: VPS29
Product: retromer subunit VPS29
Exons: 2
Coding region: 1-906 (301 amino acids)
Biological process (GO): retrograde transport, endosome to Golgi; intracellular protein transport
Cellular component (GO): endosome; retromer complex
Source: RefSeq, a predicted model, not a curated record